GUAUCAGCCAGCAUCGUCUUCUCUGAGUCAGCACGUGUGUUCCUUAACCCGCCUCACCACUGUCCCCACCGCCCAAAAAUGUGUUCCGUUAUUACCAUUAUUUUGUAGCGCCUAACACCACAACCCCCUUAAUUAUGACAGCGGACAUGGAUACAGAAGACUCCAUCGUAUCUGUUAUCAUCAAGAGGCGCCUAACACCUCUUAUACAGGUUGAGGUAGAGCCAGUCGGGCGAUGGUUCCACAGUUAUGAAGCUCGGCGGCUGCGGGGUCACCUGAUCUCCUCUGCUGGGGAGAGUGAGGAGGAGAGCGAGGGAGAGGAAGGUCCUGAAGUAGAGAUUGAGGAUGAUAUUCAGUAUCUCAGAUCACUUAACCCAGCGGACUGGAAGGAUCAAGACCACUAUGCUGUGUUGGGUCUUAAGAAAUACCGCUACAAGGCAUCAGAUGAAGAUAUUAAGAGAGCUUACCGCAUGAUGGUCCUCCGGCACCACCCUGAUAAGAGAAGAGGAGCUGGGGAGGAAAUUCGGGACGACGACGAUUAUUUCACAUGUAUAACUAAAGCCUACGAGAUAUUGGGUGAUCCAGUGAAACGUCGCUCGUGGGAUUCUGUCGAUCCAGAAUUUGACGACGAAGUUCCCGCAGUAAAUGCCUACAAUAAAGCUAAUUUCUUUGAGGUGUUCACUCCUGUUUUGGAACGGAAUGCUCGGUGGUCGACGAGGAAACACGUCCCUAGUCUAGGCAAGCCAGAUGACCCUAAACAAAAAGUCGAUAGGUUUUAUGGGUUCUGGUACGACUUUGAAUCUUGGAGAGAGUUUUCAUAUUUAGACGAAGAAGAGAAAGAAAAAGGACAGGAUCGAGAGGAGCGUCGAUGGAUAGAGAAACAAAACAAAGUGGAACGAGCCCGGAGACGGAAAGAGGAGAUGGCUCGGCUGAGACGGCUGGUGGACAACACCUACGCCUGCGACUCAAGAAUUGCAAAGUUCAAAGAGGACGAGAAAGAGAGAAGAUUAGCACAUAAAAAAGCAAAGGCAGAAGCAAUCAGACAGAAGGUGGAAGAGGAGGAGAGGAUAAGACGAGAAGCAGAAGAAGCCGAGAGAAAAAAGAGGGAAGCUGAAGAAGCAGAGCAAAGAGCCAAGCAGGAGGUAGAGAAGAAGGAACGAGAGGCAUUGAAAAAGGCCUUCAAGAAGGAACGCAAGACUUUACGCUCUCUAUGCAAGGACAACAAUUAUUACACCAACAAUGAGAGUGACCGGGUACAGGUGAUGACUGAUGUAGAGCUGCUGUGUGAGGCCCUGGAACUUGUCAAAAUUGAAGAACUCAACAAGGAACUUUCUCAGGCGGGCAAGGAUCAAGCUAAAGGCAGGGGAGUGUUAAUGAAAGAGGUAACUGAAGUUCGUAAUCAAAUUAAACGUGAGAGAGAGGAGGUAGCAGCAGCAGCAUCACGCGGAGGUAGUGGAAGUGGCGGUGAAGGAUCGUUACACAAAACAUGGUGCCAGGAUGACCUCCAACUAUUAAUUAAGGCUGUGAACUUAUUCCCAGCUGGUACAACAAAACGGUGGGAUGUAGUAGCAGAAUACAUCAAUCAACACACAACUACAAAUAUUGUAAGGCAUGCCAAGGAGGUCCUCAGUAAAGCCAAAGAACUGCAGCACUCAGACCAGCACAUGCGUGAAGCUGCCAAUAAGAAUGCUUAUCACAGCAUGGAGAAGUCUCAGGCUAAACCAACAAUCAGUGAUGCAACAGCUUCACAAAGAUUUGACACACCACAAGAGAUGUUGGGCAUGAACACAAUGGCAUGGGGUGCAGAGGAGCAGCGUUUAUUGGAACAGGCUCUGAAAACCUACCCAGUCUCCACCCAGGAUCGUUGGGACCGUAUUGCCGAGUGUGUCCCGAACCGUACUAAGAAAGACUGCAUGAGACGUUAUAAGGAACUUGUGGAAAUGGUAAAAGCAAAGAAAGCUGCUCAGGCUGCUGCUGCGGCCAAGAAAUAAUGUUUGUAAAGUUGUUCAUGAACAAAAUAAAUUUACUGGGAAAUUACUGCAUAUGCGUUAUGCCGAUGUAACUAAUACUGUAUACUGUAUACAAAAUUUUUUUCUUCACAUUUGGAGUUUUGAGCAUUCUAUGAUGAGGAAAAAGAACCGAGGCUCCAUCACACAAAGUAUUCUCAACACUAUUGUUAUUUUAUAAUUCUUGAUUGUUCUUAUUGUUCCCUUGAUAAUACUUUAACGUGACCGGACAAAUUCCUCUAACGUACAUUUGUAUGAUUUAUAUUAAAAGUUAUUUUCUCGAGCGUA
Homarus americanus (American lobster) is the source of this 2291-nucleotide messenger RNA. Its product is annotated as dnaJ homolog subfamily C member 2-like. Gene Ontology annotation, molecular function: ribosome binding; Hsp70 protein binding. The coding region runs from base 135 to 1988 and encodes 617 amino acids. Gene Ontology annotation, cellular component: cytosol. The transcript has 14 exons. Gene Ontology annotation, biological process: regulation of translational fidelity; 'de novo' cotranslational protein folding. NCBI's taxonomy places the organism in Eukaryota, Metazoa, Arthropoda, Malacostraca, Decapoda, Nephropidae. The record is from RefSeq and is a predicted model, not a curated record.